This is a messenger RNA of Batrachochytrium dendrobatidis JAM81, 681 nucleotides long. RefSeq lists its product as uncharacterized. The record is from RefSeq and is a predicted model, not a curated record. Lineage: Eukaryota; Fungi; Chytridiomycota; Chytridiomycetes; Rhizophydiales. The coding region runs from base 1 to 681 and encodes 226 amino acids. The transcript is spliced from 2 exons.
AUGUCAUCCACAACUUGUAAUACUUUUCAACCCAACGAGGAGCAGGACGUACUUGGUGAAUCGGGCACAGUGCUCUGGCACUAUUGGCGAGCACAUUGUCUGAAAGGCAGUUUGCAACCAUCACUUCAACCCUGUCCAAUCUCCACAUUUACUGACAAGCACGAUCAAUAUGGCGAUACUACAGUUUCUCAAGACAUGCAAUCCAUAACAUCUUUAGUUUAUGAUUUACUGGAUUUGCAUAGUGUGGUCAGUACGGAUAGUUCGUCUGAGCAACAACUUGAAGUUUCUUUGACUAUUUCAAAAAUUGUAAUGAUUGAUGCAACAGUACCGUCUAUUUUGUUUAAAGACUUGCAUUUGCCCACCCCAUUCGUAUCACGUAUUCAGUAUGUUCAAGCACAUACGGCGUCAGAUAUUGUAGCGUAUUUAUACGCUAUAUGCGGUUUGAUCAAGUCCAAGCGUGUAUCCAAUAUACAGUCACUAGAUGGUCCAGUUGUGUACCCUUGUGUGAUUCUAUAUGCUCGAUCGCCAAUGUUAUGGAUUCGUAUGCGAUCUCACGAGUUCAAGGCACUGCAUACUGCCAUCAACCAUGUGGAAAAAACGUUUGGUGUGACGGUUGUAUGUUGGUUUUUAAGGAAUAGAGAUCGGAUACGAUGGAAGUCUUGGCUGACUCAAGUCACUUGA